Molecule: messenger RNA, 2587 nt
Organism: Sphaerodactylus townsendi
Lineage: Eukaryota; Metazoa; Chordata; Lepidosauria; Squamata; Sphaerodactylidae
Exons: 11
Coding region: 154-942 (262 amino acids)
Source: RefSeq, a predicted model, not a curated record
ACUGGUGAGAACACUAGGUUAUGGGGAGCCCUAUGUCUUAGGUCUUAUACAGAUGGCUCAGUGUUUAUAACCAGUAACCAUAGGAGGGACCAGAUUAUCCCUCUGUUGACUCUUAACCAAAUCUGAAUCUUCUGUCUGUGAUUUCUAGCAAAUAUGAAUGGGGCCAAGACCUCUAGAGUGCAAGAGCAUGGCUUUGAUUCUCAAGAACCAUCAGCAAAAGGACACCCAAUUAGUACCCUUUCAGAUGAAUUCAAAGACAGUAAAAAUAUUGUCCAUAGAUCAGUAAGGAUGGUAAGGAAGUUCCCCGAAGAUUCCGAAGCGAUGUUAGUUGGGAACCGGCAGGCCUUGCUACCAGCAUCACGGACAACAUGUGUUUGCCCUGAGGUGUUGAGCAAGAGUACGCUGGUGGCUAUUGUGAGCUCCCUGGCUGUCUUAGGUUUCUUUUCCACCUUGGUUCUGCUGCUCAUAGCCAUCAUCAUCCUGCGCUUGGUAGAGAAACACUGGAAAAGAGAGAAAAAAGAAAAAAAAGAGAGAAAAGAAUCACUUGCUCCCAAAAAGUCCGUCCCGCCUGUCCCACGCCGUCCAUCAGAGCGCAUUUAUGUGAUGCCAAAAGAGUCUCCUCCAUACAAAACGAUGAAAUCAGUAAUGGAGGCUGAAGAGAGUUCAUAUGUGGAUCCUAAAGAGCUACACCCUGGUCCCAGAAUCCGUGCUGAAGGAACACAGGAGCCAGCCACAUCCACUCCUGAGAAGGCCUACACCAGUAUGAAUUUGGCACCACAUUUUAGCCCCUCUCCAGAGCAUAUAUAUGCAUCCAUUCGUGAACCUUCGACUUCCUAUGGAACUACUGAGGAACCACAGGCUGAAUCCGUGGCUAAUGUGUCUGGUUCCCUUGAGGAGCAACCGAAAGGAAAUGAGGAGCAUUUUUAUGAAGAAAUUAAUUAAGAGGCAGUGCCCCAGUGACAAACAUUGAAGGUGCAAGAAGUUUUUGCUAUGGAAACUUGUACAAGAAAUAUCUCCAGCAAGCUGCGUUCUGCUCAAGAGGCCUUCACAUUAAAACAAUGUCUUUUCUCUUUAAGCCAGGUGCCCUUCAACUUUCUGUCUUCCGGAUAUCCUUUGCACAUGUGUUCAAGGAACAUCAAUGUGUCUUCUUUAUAACCCCUAUGUGUUGUCAUAGGACUAUGAAAAAUGUUUUGGGGGAUACACAUAAUAAUAGUAACCAUCCUUAGAGUUGUUUUAAGGAUUUCAACAAGACAAUCUAUGCAUGAGGUGUUCUUUGAACAUUUGAAACUGUAUAAAUGGUAUGUAUUUCUUACAGAUAACAAAUAGCAUUUUUUGUAGUGACCUGGAGUGAGAAAAUGCCUUCAGCUCUACUUCUUGGGUUGCUAUGGCUACAUUUACAGACUUUUGGAGGCAAAAAUCCAGAGGCUUUAGUUAACCAUUUAGGCCCAAAGGUUCCCCAUAAACUCCUCCCAUGGGAUUCAUUCUUCCGGAGUGCUUACAACUGUAGACUGUGUAGUGCCUUUUAAGAAAUGUAGGUUUCAAAAUGCCAGUCAUUUUUCCAAAUGCACUUGGAGGGAAAAAUAGUUAAUAUUUCAUAAGCAUGGUCAUGAGAUAAAGCAUGAUAUAAAACAUAUCCAUGAUUGCAACAAAUCUUUACCAGAUACAAUUCUUUAGAAUGAAUAAAUCUUGAGAGCUGCUACUCAAAGUGAUAUAUACAUAAAGAGAAAAAUCUCUUUGAGUUUUUUUUCUAAGCAGAUCUAAGAUGUGUUAGCUAUUUGAUUUUUAAAAUAGCUAACAGGUUUUUAACAGGUUUUUAAUUAGGUUUUAAAAUAGCUAACAAAAAGGCAGAAACAAUGUUUUAGUCAUUGCAAAGUAACAUUCUGGGUCGAGAGCUAGUGUUUGGGAGUUUCUCAGUUGCGUACCUCUCACAAUAUACUUGUGUUCUCCAUAGCAAAAUUUGAAAUAAUGCUGUGCAGGUAACUGACUCAUUAUGUCUGUGCUCAUGAUCUCUAACAUUGCUUAAAACUUUUGUUAUACAAGUUAGAAGGUGAAGCUAGUCUUUAUACUGGGCCCAGUCUGUAUGGCUGGAGCAAUUUUUAAAAUAUAUUUUAAUGUGAAAUUUCUGCUUGUUCCAAUUCUCUGAUCCCCAUCCCUGGUAACUCAUUGUUCCUGUUACAGUUUUGUUGUCAUCACUUGCAUAUGUUGGUAUCCUUUAGCAUACAGCUCCCUUUACAGGGUAUUCCCUGAAAAGCUAGGGAAGCAUUGCUGGGUGCAUAGAUCAAUCUUAUCUUUAGCGCAGAGGUCAGUAAAAGCUAGCACAUGAAAACUGAAGCAACAUGCAACAUACAGCCUGCCAUUUCACACCUUGCAUCUGCUUUACUCUGCAGUAGCUAACGUACUAAUUAAUUGUCGCGACUUCCAUGUAGUUCCACAUUAAUGCUACUCUUUCUGUUCUCCUUUUACCACUGCAAAAAGAGGCUCUCCAUUGCUAUUCUGUGGUUUUUUUCUCACCUCGUUUUUGGGGCUGAGGAGAAUUAUUUCUCUCAUCAAUAUUCAUUCUAGUGAAGAAUAAACUGCAUUUAAAGAA